This is a messenger RNA of Drosophila guanche, 2471 nucleotides long. RefSeq names its product serine/threonine-protein phosphatase 2B catalytic subunit 3. The coding region runs from base 457 to 2199 and encodes 580 amino acids. Gene Ontology annotation, biological process: calcineurin-mediated signaling. The transcript has 4 exons. The record is from RefSeq and is a predicted model, not a curated record. Gene Ontology annotation, cellular component: cytoplasm; calcineurin complex. NCBI's taxonomy places the organism in Eukaryota, Metazoa, Arthropoda, Insecta, Diptera, Drosophilidae. Gene Ontology annotation, molecular function: calmodulin binding; calmodulin-dependent protein phosphatase activity.
UCGAGAGAGAAAAAAGGUCGUGCGCUUAAUUUAAUAGUUAAUACAACAGCUAGGCGCUGCGCGUUUGUUUACGGCUGUCUGUUCUCCAUAUCGUGCGUGCGACUCUGCGUGAGCGGCAUCAGCAUUUGUGUGCAUUAUCUCUGCAACAGCGCUCUGUUUCUGCAUUAUCUGCAGACCGUUUGAGUGAAACCGAAAGUAGAAUAUUGAGAUAUACCAAGAAUUAAGAGGCUAGAAGCUAGAAGCCAGAAGCCACUUGCUGACUGAUCAUCAUUCGGCCAACAGCCAGCCCCACAGUAAGAGCUGUAGGAGAAGCAUCCGGAACAGGAGCAGCAGCAGCAGGAGCAGCAGCAGGAGCAGUAGCAGGUGCUUUUUGGGCAGCAGCAGCAGCAGCAGCAGUUCUUGUGGCGGAGGUGGAGCGGCGGUGCGCGCCUCUGUGACCCGUGACCCGAGUCCAACAUGUCUUCGCCAGCGGCUCAGAGCAACAGCAGCCAGUCGCAGUCGCCAGCGUCGGCCCAGCAGCAGCAGCAGCAACAGAAUCAAAAGGCGAACAACGCAAACAACACACAUGACAACAAGAAUGCCUCGGCGACGACGGGGACGGCGGCAGCAGCAGCCGCAGCCACAGCAGCCUCCACAACAUCGCCAGCAUCGACAGGUGGCGGCGGAACACCACAGAGCCCCACAAAACGGAGCACAAUAUCGACCAAGGAGCGUGUGAUCGAUAGCGUACCGUUUCCGCCAAGCCGCAAACUCACCUGCGCGGACGUGUUCGACCCGCGGACCGGGAAGCCACAGCACGAUGUACUUAAGCAGCAUUUCAUACUGGAGGGGCGCAUCGAGGAGAGCGCCGCGCUGCGCAUCAUCCAGGAUGGGGCCACGCUGCUGCGCCAGGAGAAGACAAUGAUCGACAUCGAGGCGCCGGUGACGGUCUGCGGGGAUAUUCAUGGACAGUUCUACGACCUGAUGAAGCUAUUCGAGAUCGGCGGCUCGCCGGCCACCACAAAGUAUCUCUUCCUGGGCGACUACGUGGACCGAGGCUACUUCAGCAUCGAGUGCGUGCUGUAUCUGUGGUCGCUGAAGAUCACCUAUCCGCAGACGCUGUUCCUGCUGCGCGGCAACCACGAGUGCCGGCACCUGACCGAGUACUUCACCUUCAAGCAGGAGUGCAAGAUCAAGUACUCGGAGCGCGUUUACGACGCGUGCAUGGACGCGUUCGACUGCCUGCCGCUGGCGGCGCUCAUGAACCAGCAGUUCCUGUGCGUGCACGGCGGCCUGUCGCCGGAGAUACACGAGCUGGAGGAUAUACGGCGGCUCGACCGCUUCAAGGAGCCACCCGCCUUUGGCCCCAUGUGCGACCUGCUGUGGUCCGAUCCGCUGGAGGACUUUGGCAACGAGAAGAACUCGGACUUCUACACGCACAACUCGGUGCGCGGCUGUUCGUACUUCUACAGCUAUGCCGCCUGCUGCGACUUCCUGCAGAACAACAAUCUGCUGUCGAUCAUCCGGGCGCACGAGGCGCAGGACGCCGGCUACCGCAUGUACCGCAAGAGCCAGACCACCGGUUUCCCCUCGCUGAUCACCAUCUUCUCGGCGCCCAACUAUCUCGAUGUGUACAACAACAAGGCGGCUGUGCUGAAGUACGAGAACAACGUGAUGAACAUCAGGCAGUUCAACUGCUCGCCGCACCCCUACUGGCUUCCCAACUUCAUGGACGUGUUCACCUGGUCGCUGCCCUUCGUGGGCGAGAAGGUCACCGAGAUGCUGGUGAACGUGCUGAACAUCUGCUCCGACGACGAGCUCAUGACCGAGGAGAGCGAGGAGCCGCUCUCUGACGACGAGGCGGCGGCGCGCAAGGAGGUCAUACGCAACAAGAUCCGUGCCAUUGGCAAGAUGGCGCGCGUCUACUCCGUGCUGCGCGAGGAGUCCGAGAGUGUGCUCCAGCUGAAGGGCCUGACGCCGACGGGCGCCCUGCCCCUUGGCGCCCUCUCUGGUGGCAAGCAGUCGCUCAAGAAUGCCAUGCAGGGCUUCUCGCCCAACCACAAGAUUACCUCGUUCGCGGAGGCCAAGGGCCUCGAUGCCGUCAACGAGCGGAUGCCGCCACGUCGCGACCAGCCGCCCACGCCCAGCGAGGAUCCGCACCAUCCACAGUCAUCACAUCACAGUCAAGGCAAUAGCAACAAUGGUGCGGCGCAUGGGUAAGCGGCAUGCAGCAGAUCGGAUCGUGUGUGUGCAGGCAGGCGGUACGGCAGUGGUGAAAAAGUGGAGUGUGGAGUAGAGUAGAGCAUAGUGGAGUUGAGAUCGAGGCAGCGACAGUGGCAGUGUGGAUGGAGACCUAAGAGACAUUUAUUUAGUAGUGUCAACGAUUUGUCGUUUUAGCUAAACAUCAUUCUGCAGCUGUAACUGAACCUCAAGCUUGGCCCGAAGCAGAAACUGAAAGGGAAAGGGAAAUGGAAAUGGAAGAACACCAACAA